Molecule: messenger RNA, 978 nt
Organism: Eimeria mitis
Lineage: Eukaryota; Apicomplexa; Conoidasida; Eucoccidiorida; Eimeriidae
Exons: 2
Coding region: 1-978 (325 amino acids)
Source: RefSeq, a predicted model, not a curated record
AUGGCAGGCGCAUCCUGUAAAGCGCGCCUUCUGGCCCUAUUAAAUGCCACAGGCGAGCCCUUGAAACCAGGAAAAGGACUUAAGCGGCGUCCUGCGGGAGACCCAGCGUUGUUUUCCAUCCCCGUUUUCCUGCUGUGCACUUGCGUGUCUCUCUUGGAGGGCUUGAGGAGGCCAAGCCCAACAUUCUUUGAAAGAGCCGAUAAGUCCGAUUCCUGGAAGCAUUUUGGCUUCCUGCGCGUGUUCGGUUAUUCGCCCAGUGCACUUGAAGUUGCCCUCAUUCGGCGAGGAACUGAGCGGGUGAACAUGCGAUCCACUGCCUCGCCUGCCGUACUGUUACUGGUGCUCUUGCACAGCUGGGAAGCUCCACAGGCGAGGGCGGCUGUAGCACCACAGGAUGCAGUGACUACGAGUGUGGAGCAGUUGGCCGAGGUGAAACCUCAAGGGGGUGGAUCGUCGCUCGGUGUUGGGCAUGAUGCUGAAGGUGCGCUACAGGGUAGCCCGGACGGGAUGCCGUCGGAUGAUGGGGUGCAUAAGGCGGACUUUCGGCCUGGCGUGCGGGGUCGGAAGUCCGUGCUGACGGCUCUGUUGCUUAUUGCGGGGUAUUUGCUGGCUCAUAUUAUGAGCGAUGAACGGGGGCCCUCUGCGCUGCUUGAUCCCGGGCUGUUGAACAAGCGUGAAAACGCUCACCUUGCGAGUGCCGCGGCUGUAACAGGACUGCUGCUCUCUGGACUGGGUGAACUGCUGCAGUCUUUCUUGUUGAGGCGUCAGCGGCAUCUGAAUUUGCCCCAACGGAGAAGAGGAAUGCUUCAGAUGGUCUUGGCAGGGUUUUUGUACUUGUCGUGCAUUGGUGCUGUCCUUCACUUGGGGCCAUUUAUGGCAGACAGCGCGUUUCUAGUCCAAUUCGUCAGUUUCGCAGCUGCAGGGCUCUUCUUUUGGGGCGGUGCUCUGUACUUCGAUCCUUUCGGACUGGUCAAUUAG